Messenger RNA from Aegilops tauschii subsp. strangulata, 2336 nucleotides. RefSeq names its product vacuolar-sorting receptor 1. The record is from RefSeq and is a predicted model, not a curated record. NCBI's taxonomy places the organism in Eukaryota, Viridiplantae, Streptophyta, Magnoliopsida, Poales, Poaceae. Gene Ontology annotation, molecular function: calcium ion binding.
UCCGUAGUCCGUAUCCUUCUCCCUUCCCGCAACCAUCUUCUCCCUCAAAAUCUCCCCAACUCCCAACUCCUCCGCCCAUCCAAAUACCAUAAACACACUCCAACUCCUUCCUCCGCGGCCUAAAGUCCCAGUCUUUCUGCUAAAUCCCGCUUAUCCCCCCGUCUUUCCUCGCCUGUACAGCCCCCGGAACCAAGAUCGAUCCUUCCUCGAGGUUCAGUCGCCGGAUUGGAGCAUGAGGCUCCGAUCCGCGCCGCCGGCGAUGCCGCGGCUGCUGCUGGUGCUGGCCGUGCUCCUGUGCGGCUUCUGCUGCUGCUGCGAGGGGAGAUUCGUCGUGGAGAAGAACAGCCUCAAGGUCACGGCGCCGGAUUCUCUUAAGGGCAGCUACGAGUGCGCCAUUGGCAACUUCGGCGUGCCGCAGUACGGGGGCACCAUGGUCGGCGUCGUCGCCUACCCUAAGUCCAACCGGAAGGCCUGCAAGAGCUUUGACGACUUCGACAUCUCCUACAAGGCCAAGCCCGGGUCCUUGCCCACCUUCUUGCUAGUCGACCGAGGAGAUUGCUUCUUCACAAAGAAGGCAUGGAAUGCUCAGAACGCAGGAGUGGCGGCUAUUCUUGUUGCCGAUGACAAGGAUGAGCCUCUAAUUACAAUGGAUACGCCUGAAGAGAGCGGAAGGGCUGAUUAUUUAGAGAACAUCACCAUACCAUCAGCGCUGAUAACAAAAAGCUUCGGGGACAGACUCAGGAAAGCAGUCGAUGGCGGUCACAUGGUUAAUGUGAAUUUAGAUUGGAGGGAGUCCCUGCCUCACCCUGAUGAGCGUGUUGAAUACGAGUUCUGGACCAACAGUAACGAUGAAUGUGGUCCCAAAUGCGACAGCCAGAUUGAUUUCGUUAAGAGCUUUAAAGGGCCAGCACAGAUACUUGAGAAAAAGGGGUACACACAGUUCACUCCUCAUUACAUUACCUGGUAUUGCCCGGAGGCCUUCACACUAAGCAAGCAGUGCAAGUCCCAGUGUAUCAACCAUGGGAGGUACUGCGCACCUGACCCAGAACAGGAUUUCAGCAAAGGAUAUGAUGGGAAAGAUGUGGUGGUUCAAAAUUUGCGACAAGUCUGUGUUUAUAAAGUUGCGAAGGAGAAUAAGAAGCCUUGGUUAUGGUGGGACUACGUGACCGAUUUUGCAAUCCGCUGCCCAAUGAAGGAGAAGAAGUAUACCAAGGAAUGUGCUGAUGGAGUUAUCAAGUCACUUGGACUUGAUCACAAAGCAAUAGAUAAGUGUAUUGGUGAUCCAAAUGCUGAUGAAGAAAAUCAUGUGCUGAAAGCUGAACAGGAUGCUCAGAUUGGCAAAGGCGCUCGUGGCGAUGUCACUAUAUUACCAACACUGGUCAUCAAUAAUAGACAAUACAGAGGGAAACUUGACAAAGGGGCAGUUCUUAAAGCACUUUGUGCAGGUUUCCAAGAAACUACUGAGCCUGCCGUUUGCUUGAGUGAAGAUAUACAAACAAACGAGUGCUUGGAGAACAAUGGUGGCUGUUGGCAUGAUAAGGCUGCUAACAUAUCUGCAUGCAAGGAUACUUUCCGUGGUAGAGUUUGCGAAUGCCCGGUUGUGAAAGGGGUAAAAUUUGUUGGUGAUGGCUACACUCACUGUGAAGCUUCAGGAUCUGGUCGCUGUGAGAUUAACAAUGGUGGAUGUUGGAAAGAGACCAGGAAUGGCCGGACACACUCUGCCUGCACUGAUGGUGGCUGUAAAUGUCCAGAUGGGUUCAAAGGUGAUGGUGUUCACAAAUGUGAAGAUGUUGAUGAGUGCAAGGAAAGGACUGCAUGCCAGUGCAAGGAAUGCAAAUGCAAUAACACGUGGGGAAGCUACGAGUGUGGGUGCGGUGGUGGCUUUCUGUACAUGAAGGAGCAUGAUACGUGCAUAAGCAAAGAUGCAGGAGCACGGGUAGGCUGGAAUUUCCUAUGGUUUCUAUUGUUUGGCCUGGCAGCAGUAGGAAUCGCAGGAUACGCAGUGUACAAGUACAGGAUCCGGAGCUACAUGGAUUCAGAGAUCCGCGCUAUCAUGGCGCAGUACAUGCCCCUGGACAACCAAGGAGAGAUCCCCAACCAUUCUCACCAUAUUGAGAUGUGAAGAGCAGCAGCACAGUCGGUAUGUUUUAGCUUAUUGGAAGGAUGAUUAGAGGAAGAGAAGAACACUUGUCUUGCAUAUGUUGUGUGUAUCGUACUCGGUCAGACCAUCCUGUAAAUUCGUUGGUAGAUCAAACUGGAAGAGAAACACUUGCCUUGAAUGGUGUGAUCAGCUCUUUCUUUUCUGUUUUUUAAUCGGAGGAGAGAUGGCAAACUCA